AUGGAUAAAUUAAAUCGCUUAGUGGCUUAUACCUGGGACGAGUCGCGGCAAUCUCGCUCAAGCUAUGGCGUAUGGCACGUUUUCGGUACCAAGCACCUUGGCCGUACUAUCCGUCCGGAUUAUGCGCAGAUCGGUCGCCUCCGAAGCGCCUCUUCUCCUGGCGAUUUGAGCGGCGUAUCCGUUCCACAGGGUGCAGACGAGGACAGCAACAGCAACGAUGGUGAGGACCGGGGCAAAGAGUCGGAGCGAACAAUCGAAGUGGUCGCGCGAAUUGGUGAUAAUAUGAUUCAGGAAGAAAGGUUGCAAGAGGAAUAUCAGACGCUGGCGUCCGCCGCGGCUUCCCACCGUAAAUAUCUCCUGCGACCUGUGGAGAUGCAGCGCCUAUCUAGCCACGACGAGGAGCACGAGCCAUCCCUUCUGGUCUGCAUUUACGAAAGCCCCGGUCCCAACGAUCUCCUGCGCUUCGUCGAGGGUGGCGCCCCGAUCUGGAAUCAUACGCGCCCCGAAGGAGAAGAGAGUGAUAUCGAGACUGAUGUAGGCUUGAAUCGAUCCGAUCGGCGAGAGCCCAUGCCGUUGGACGCAUUUCUGGAUUUUGCCAUCGGAGCGGCCGAAUGUAUCGAAAUGCUGCAUAGCCAGCAGAUUGUCCAUGGGCAGAUCCGGGGGGACGCAUUCCACUUCAGCCAAGAGACUGGUCGCGUGCGACUAAUCCAUCUUGGGGCGGGCCUCCGGGCCUACGAUAUCGGGCGGCUAACUGCCGGCUCGCACUCUCUGGCGAGCAUCUCCCUCAUGAGCCGCGAACAGACCGGGUGGACACCGAUCCAGCCCGACAGUCGGGCCGAUAUUUAUUCCCUCGGCGCCCUGCUGUGGAGUGCUCUUGUCCAGGAGGGCUCAUAUGGAAGCAAAACUCCCCUUGACAUCAUUCGGGAGGUACUUGGACAGGAGCUGCCGUCGGUAUCGACCUUGCGACCCGACGUGCCUGAACUACUUGCUCGGGUUAUCGCGAAGGCGACGGCAAAGAAUGCCGUGGAGCGGUACAACUCGGUUAGCGGUCUGCGACAUGACCUUGUGAAGGUACGGAGGUUGCUCACCUCGGGAGAUAAGGCCGAAACAGAAAAUUGGGAGAUUGCCAGCAAGGAUGUUUCUCCAUUCUUCACGCUUCCGCGCACGAUGGUGGGCCGGACGAGUGAGCGGGAUGCCAUCGUCGAAGUCCUGGAUCGUACGUCCCGAAUGUACGGGCUUCGCUUGUCGUCGGUGCCAGAAGAUCAAUUUGCGAUGUUUGCUGCCCCUCCCUCAUCAGGCGAUAAUCUGGGGGGAAAGGAAGGCCAUACUCAGGCGGAAGGGUUGACCUCCGCUAGAAUUGCCCAGUCGUAUAUAGCCAAUUCAAGCCGCUUGCGUUCCUCUAGAGACUCGCAAUACAGCUCGAGCGAGGGCAGCGAAUUCGGUCCCGCGGUUUUUGACGGGAAGGGGGUAGAGAAAAGAUUGUCGACUCCAUCGAUCGGCAGCAGCAGUGGCGACGGAAGCUCCCGGUCUGGUGAUGAUGCUGGAAGGACGGCUGCACAUCGCUUGAUGGCGCUGAAAGGGCGGUGCGAGGUUAUCAGCAUUGAAGGAGGGGCUGGUAUGGGCAAGACUCGACUGAUAACAUCAGUGCAGAUUGAGGCCCGACGAAGAGGCUUCUUUGCCAGCUCCCGGUUUGACCAAGCAACACAAGACCGACAGCGUCCGGUUCUGCAGCUGUUUUCGAGUCUGUUCGAGCAGGCCUUCUCACAAAGUACGAUUGAGCCUAGCUUCCUGCCGAUGCUGCGGAAUCUCAUUGGGCCUGCGUGGGACACUCUUCACAAGGUUCUAGGCCUUCCGAAAUUUCUCCUCGGGUCAGGCCCCGACGUGCCAGAGCAGGUGCUGAACCAUGCUGCUCGCUCGACCAAGUCAUUGCCCUACCGGCGUCCUCCGGAGAAUACUGGAACCGAGAGUUCCAAAGAAUUUCUUCGAACCGGAUCCUCGACCAAGUCUUUGCCUCUUGUGCGGACAUUGCUCGAUAUCCUGCGGGCCUUCGGGCAAUACAAGCCGGUGUGUCUUUGCUUGGACGAUGUUCACUUGGCCGACGAAGAAUCAUUGGAGCUCAUCACCCAGAUCGUCUCGGCUGGAAUUAGAAUGGUGUUGAUUUUGGCCUACCGAUCCGAAAAUGCUUCACCUGAAAUGACGAAACAGAUUCUUCAGCUCUCUACCAAUAAAGAACUUCGAAAAGGAAGAGAUAUUGGUGUUACUGUCGUCAAACUCUCUCCACUUAGUGAGGACAGCGUGAUGCAAUAUGUGGCAAGCACCUUGUGUUUGCCUGUCCCUGUUAUUUUGCCGCUGGGGGCGCUCAUCCAGUCUAGGACCAGUGGUAAUCCCUUUUACGUCCGUGAAAUGUUGAACGAUUGCUAUGAACACGGGUUCUUCAGCUAUGACUACCAGGAAGGGCAGUGGUCAUUUGAUCUGAGUCGUAUUUCCGAACAUUUCAAGAGGGACAAUUACAACGACUCCAUCUUCGAUGAUUUCUUAAUCAGGCGUCUAAGUAGCCUAUCGCCUGUCUCCAAGUCAAUCCUGGCCUGGGCAUCCGAUUUGGGCAUGACCUUCUCGUUUCAGCUGGUCAAGAAGCUCCUCAGUAACGAUGAGACGGAUGCCGAGUCUGGCUUGUCUGAGCGGGAGAUGAUUCAAGGUCUGCAGGCGACCAUUCAAGCCUACGUUAUUGUGCCUACGCAAGAUCACGACGUCUUUUCGUUUACAUAUCACCAUUACAUGCAUCUGGCAGCAUCAUUCCACACAAAAGACCAGGACCAUGUAAACUUUGUCAAGGCACAAGUUCUGUUCCGGUAUUACGCCCAUGACGACAAAUAUCGCAACAUGCUGGCAUCAGCCAUUAUCGAUUCAACGCCGAUCUUGAGAGCCUCCAUGGCAACAAGAGGGCCUUUCAGGAAGUUUUUGUUUGACUAUGCAAAAGCUGCAAGUGAGACCGGUUUUCGCUCGACCGCUAUCAAGUCUCUCACAAGUUGCAUCCAACUUCUUCAGGAGGACAUGUGGAACGAGGACGCCGAAGAUGUGAUGUAUGACGAGACGCUCCAAAUAUUUACCUCCGCUGCUGAAGGCUACCUGUACCAGGGAGAGCAUGCCGAAGCUAGUCGCUUGCUGGAAUCCAUGCUCUCCAAUGCUCGAAGUCCAGUGGACAAGGCUCCCUCCUGGAUCUUGCAGUCUCGCAUGCUUGCACAACUGGGUAACUCAAGUGGUGCUUUCCAAGCUCUUAAAAGAUGUCUCAUGACUCUAGACAUUACAAUUGAUGACGAUCCGACUUUUUCUAAAUGUGACAAAGAAUAUCGUCGGCUAUGCGAGGCCAUUUCCGCUAUGACGACGGAGGACAUCGUCGAAAAGGCCUUUGUUGGGCAUCCCGUUUUGGCUGCGGUCGGUGCGGUGCUCGUUGAGGCCACUAGCGCGGCUUUCUGGUCCGACACGCUGACCUUCUACCAAAUGACGCUGGUAAUGGUGGAAACAUAUCUCGCUCGGGGCCCAUUCCCCCAGGCGGGGAUGGGACUAUUGCAGUUGGCAGUAAUAGCAAUCACUCGGGACAAUGCAAUUGCCUUCGCAAGUCACUGCUCGGAGCUUGCCCUGGCUCUAAUUGAACAAUCCAACGACCCACGAACCAGGGGACGUGGUAUCGUAUUAUACUCGACCUUUGUGGAUCACUUACAACAUCAUGUGCAGUCCUCAAUCUCUCAGCUAGAAGGAGCUUUGGACUUCUCCAUCCACGCUGGUGACCGAAUCGCGACCAUCUUAAACUACGGGCUGUUGGCCACCAUGAAGUUUUUUGCCUCCGAAAACCUGGCCGAGCUAGAGAGCUUCUGUGUCUACAGUUGUCAGGAUAUCACCAGCUGGCAGUCGGAUACUCCCGGCGGUACGAUCCUCAUCACAAUUGGCCAGCUCUGCCGUGCUUUGCAAGGGAAAACAUAUACGAAUGACGGAACAAGGGUAAUGAGCGAUGAAGAGCACGAUACGGCUGCAUACAAGUAUUGGCUCGUGAAAACCAUUAAAAAUAGCGACCGGCCGCUGAUGCUCUAUGAGAGCAUGGAGAUUGCUCCAUUAUUUCUGUACGGUCACUACGAGCGAGCGGUUGCGCUGGGGAAUUCUUGUCUCAAGAAAGUGAAUGCCAUUUGGUCAACACGGAACACGCGAUUCCUGAUGUUCUUUCAUUCCCUUUCUCUAGCCGGAUUCGUGUGGAUGCGGAAGCAGCAGCAACUUGAUCCUGAGGCCACCCUCGAAGAGAUGGGCAACAUGGCGAGGAUGUUGAAGUAUUUCAGGCGCAAGAUUGACCAAUGGCAGGUCGUCACAGAUGUGAACUAUCUAGCAUGGACUAAGAUUUUGGACGCCCAGAUCGCCGAGAUGGAGCGUGACCAAAGGGCUGCCUUGUGUUUCUAUCAAGAGGCAUUAGACCACGCUUCCAUGCAUGGAUUCGCUUUCGAGGAAGCUCUAGCCAGCCAUUUGUUAGCUGAACAUCUGAUGCGUGAGGGCUCUGCCCGACUGGGCACACUCGCUCUGAAGGAUGCAGCUAGUCUCUACCGGCGAAUAGGGGCCACCGGGGUUGCCGAUCACAUCCUGCAUCUCUACGGUUUGGAGGAGAAGGCAAAAAGCCUGCCACGAGAAGCCGCUACUCAAACUGAAUCGGACGAAAGUGUUACGCGGAGUCGACAUCAAGCAUCUGAACUUGGCAAUGAUGAACAGUCGAGCGCAGGAGAGACCGUAGCGGAGCGUACCCUACACGUUUUAGAUCUCACCUCCAUCCUUGAACGGUCACAGGUGAUAUCUAGCGUUCUCAGGGUUGACGAGCUGCUCCGGACAAUGUGCAAAGUUAUUAUGGAGAGCUGCCAAGGCACUGCUACUUUGGCGGCCAUCAUCACAAAAGAGAACCCAGCGGUCGAGUGGGCCGUAGCAGCAAGCUGCGACGCAGCUGGACACAUCAAAGUACGUCACCCUCCGACACCGAUCGGACGCUCCCUUGUCGCGGAAAGCGUUGUGAAUUACUGUGUGCGCUUUCGCGAACCAGCGUAUUUACCGGACAUCUUGCAAGAUCCGCGAUUUGGCUACGUUAGCGAAGCGUGGGUGGCCCAAAACCCGGCUAGCAAAUCGGUCGUGGCGUUUCCCAUUUCUCACGGUGGCGAUGAGAGCGAGCCCCUUGCGGUGCUGUAUCUGGAGGGACCGCCCAACGCCUUUUCAUAUCUCAAUCGCGUCGUGUUACAGCUGCUCGUCGUCCAACUUGGAAUUAGUUAUUCCAAUGCGCUGACUCUCAAGGAAGUCGAACGGGUAUCCGCUCUCAACCAAUCGAUGGUACACGUGCAGAAGAAAGCCCUGGCAGAAGCGAUGGCGGCCGAGCAAAAGGCGAACACUGCUAAGGCGGAGGCCCUGCAUCAUGCCCAGCUGGCCGAGGAUGCCGCCAAGGCUAAAAGCAGCUUUCUCGCCAAUAUAUCUCAUGAGCUACGAACGCCACUCAAUGGGGUGAUUGGCAACUCAGAGCUUCUGCUCAGCAGUCCACUGCCGGAGCAGCAAUUGGGAAUGGCGGAUUCGAUUCACAUGUCAGCGAAACUCCUGCUCACGGUGAUCAAUGAUAUCCUCGACUUCUCCAAGAUCGAAGCGAACAAGGUACAGUUGCAUAUCGAUUCGUUCGACGUUGGUAAGAUGAUUCAGGAAGUCGUUCGCUCGAUGUCAACCGACUUCAGGAAGGAGCACCAGUCCAAGGUUGUCCGUAUCAUCCAGGAUAUUCAACUGCCCCAAUUCCUUGUUUAUGGUGACCCUGUGCGUCUGCAGCAGAUUUUAGGCAACCUAAUAGGUAAUAGCCUGAAGUUCACGGAGGAGGGUUCCAUCACGAUAGGAUCUAGGGUGGAGGAAGAGACCGACGACUCAGCUCGUCUCUCCUUCUGGGUGACGGACACGGGUAUUGGCAUUCCCCCGCAUAUCAUACAGCACCUGUUCAAACCGUUCACCCAAGCUGAUGCAAGUACCGCGCGCCGGUUUGGCGGCAGUGGUUUGGGUCUCAGUAUCUGCAAAUCUCUCGUAGAUCUAAUGGGGGGCACCAUUGAACUCAAGAGCGUCGAAGACGUCGGCACGACUGUCUCUUUCUCAAUAACGCUGCCCAAGGUCAAUGCGCGUGGAUCGGGGACAACCAGUCCAACGGCGUCCGUCGACGGUUCACAGCUCGAUAAGGCAGAGCCGAUUUACCAGGAUCUGUCUCAAAUACCCGUCUGCAAACUCCGCAUCUGUAUUGCGGAGGACAAUCUCAUCAACCAGAAAAUCACGGUGCAGUACCUCAAGAAGCUCGGCUUUACCCAGGUAGAUGCCUACAACAACGGCUUGGAAGCCGUGGAAGGCAUCCAGAAGAAGGCCAGAGCAGAGCAGCCGUACCACGUGGUUUUGAUGGAUGUUCAGAUGCCCGUCAUGGACGGGUAUGUUGCCACCCGCCGUCUCCGCCAGGAUUCUAUGGAUGCUGUGAGGCGGAUUUUAAUUAUCGCUCUCACAGCCUCGGCCAUUCAGGGUGAUCGGGAGAAGUGCCUGGAUUCGGGGAUGAACGAUUACCUGGCUAAGCCAUUUCUUCUGGCGGCGCUGAGGAAGAAGUUCGAGAAAUACCUACAGAUAUAG
Molecule: messenger RNA, 6654 nt
Organism: Penicillium subrubescens
Lineage: Eukaryota; Fungi; Ascomycota; Eurotiomycetes; Eurotiales; Aspergillaceae
Exons: 3
Coding region: 1-6654 (2217 amino acids)
Biological process (GO): protein autophosphorylation; phosphorelay signal transduction system
Molecular function (GO): ATP binding; phosphorelay sensor kinase activity; protein binding
Source: RefSeq, a predicted model, not a curated record